AAACUGGGAAGUCCAAAUGGCCCUCAGAUGUACCGGAAGAUUCUAAGCAUGCGAAACACCCGAGGGCUUUCCUAAUGACAUCCCAAAGGGUUAGAGCGGAACAAUUCUGCCGUACCGGAAGUCCGGCCUCUCCUUCCCUCCCGGCGGGUAGUAAGAUCUGCGCCUGCGCCGCGUCAGAACCAAUAGCCGACUGUGAAGAGGCAGUGAGCGGAACAAGUCAAAAUGGCGGAGCGGGGCUACAGCUUCUCUCUCACUACAUUCAGCCCUUCUGGAAAGCUUGUUCAGAUUGAAUAUGCUUUGGCAGCUGUUGCAGCAGGAGCACCUUCAGUUGGAAUUAAAGCUGCAAAUGGUGUGGUAUUGGCAACGGAGAAAAAACAGAAGUCCAUUCUGUAUGAUGAACGAAGUGUACACAAAGUGGAGCCCAUCACCAAACAUAUAGGCUUGGUAUAUAGUGGCAUGGGCCCUGAUUACAGAGUUCUUGUCCACAGAGCACGUAAACUGGCCCAGCAGUACUACUUGGUUUAUCGUGAGCCCAUUCCAACCGCUCAACUGGUGCAGAGGAUUGCUUCUGUGAUGCAAGAAUAUACACAAUCUGGGGGUGUACGUCCAUUUGGAGUAUCGUUGCUAAUAUGUGGGUGGAAUGAGGGGCGUCCAUAUUUAUUCCAGUCUGAUCCAUCUGGGGCUUACUUUGCAUGGAAAGCAACUGCAAUGGGAAAAAACUAUGUGAAUGGAAAGACAUUCCUUGAAAAGAGAUACAAUGAAGAUUUAGAACUUGAAGAUGCAAUCCACACUGCUAUCUUGACAUUAAAGGAAAGCUUUGAAGGACAGAUGACAGAAGACAAUAUAGAGGUUGGCAUCUGUAAUGAAGCAGGAUUUAGAAGACUUACUCCAACUGAGGUUAAGGAUUACCUGGCUGCAAUUGCAUAGUGUAUGUUAAAGAAAACCAGCUGGAUACAUCUGAUGGUCUCUCCUUUUUUGUGUCUGUGUCAGCCAUUGAAAUCUAUGGCUUCUGCACUCUGUUUAUCUGCUAGAUUUUUUUAAAAAAACAUGAUGGAUUCAUAUGCUUCUGUCCCAAUGCUGAAAGGUUGAGUUAUUGUUCUUAAAAGAACAAACACUGUACAAUAAGACUUCAUACAAUCUAAAAAUAAACCAAACAAUUGGUAGUAUA
Messenger RNA from Pogona vitticeps (central bearded dragon), 1168 nucleotides. It is a transcript of the gene PSMA2, whose product is annotated as proteasome 20S subunit alpha 2. Lineage: Eukaryota; Metazoa; Chordata; Lepidosauria; Squamata; Agamidae. The record is from RefSeq and is a predicted model, not a curated record. Gene Ontology annotation, biological process: ubiquitin-dependent protein catabolic process. Gene Ontology annotation, cellular component: proteasome core complex; proteasome core complex, alpha-subunit complex.